This is a messenger RNA of Rotaria socialis, 1971 nucleotides long. The record is from the annotation of a GenBank genome assembly. NCBI's taxonomy places the organism in Eukaryota, Metazoa, Rotifera, Eurotatoria, Philodinida, Philodinidae.
AUGGAAAAAAUGACUUCAUUAAAAUCCAACAAGCAAACUCCUAGGAAACGAAGAGCACAUUUGAGAAGUACGCUUAAAGAAUCGUCCAAGGCAAACGAUACAAAUCAACGUUUAAAUUAUAAGGAACCACUUAUUUAUGCCAUUAAUAAUCGUCAAAGUUGCAUUAAUAUUCGAUCAAUAAACUGUGAAAAACAACGAAAUAAAAACAAAUCUUCAUUAGAUAAUCGCAUUCGAAUAAAUGUAUGCGGUGACCGUUAUGAAACAUAUGAAACAACGCUUGAUAUUUAUCCAAAUACAUUACUUGGAAAUGAUAAACAACGCAGUUUUUACUAUGAUGAAGAUCGUAACGAAUAUUUUUUUGAUCGUCAUCGUUCAUGUUUUGCAGCCAUACUUUAUUAUUAUCAAUCGAAUGGUCGUUUAAGACGACCAGAUUAUGUUUCACUUGAUAUUUUUCUCGAAGAAGUUCUUUUCUUUCAAUUAGGAUCCGAAGCUUUUAGUCAAAUAGGAAAAGAUGAAAAAAUUACAAUAGUUAAAAGAAGACGAUUACCGAAAAAUUCUAUUCGAAGAUUUUUGUGGGCAAUUACAGAAUAUCCAGAUUAUUCAAAACUAGCAAAGAUUGUUCAUAUUAUUUCAUUAAUUAUGGUUUUACUUUUAACAAUGGCUGUUGCUUUUGAAACGUUACCACAAUAUAACAAUUUAUAUUGUGCUACAGACAGCAUAAGGAAUAUUACUUCUAUGCAGAAUGAAACAUACCAAAAUUCUACUAGUAAAGUGGACGUUUGUCAUUCAUAUUUUGAGUCACCAUUCUUUCUUAUUCAAGCUAUUUGUGUCGGUUUUUUUACGAUUGAAUUUCUAAUUCGUACACUAAGUACACCUUCGCCUCUAGAUUUCAUCAAAAGUCUAAUGAAUUGGUCUGAUCUAAUAGCUAUCAUAUCUUUUUAUAUUAUACUUAGCAUUUACUUAACUGAGAGUCAAGAUAAAAUCAACGUGGAUACAAAUGCUGGUCUGCGAUUUUUACGUGUAAUUCGUCUACUACAGGUUUUCAAACUUGGCCGAAUAUUUAAAAAUGUAAAAUCAUUACGUGUAUUUAUAACAACUGUAAAACAAUCGUUACUUGAUUUCCUCAGUGUAAUUAUUAUAAUAACUGUCGUCGGGUUUCUUUUUGGUACUGCUGUUUUUUAUGCCGAAAAUGGUUCAAAUGAGCAAGUUUUCAAUUCAGUUUUUACGGCAACUUAUUGGGGUGUUAGUACAGUUACAUCUUUAGGAUAUGGUGAUAUAAUACCCAUAACAAUAUUAGGUCGAAUAAUAAGCUGUUUUUGUGCAUUAUGUGGUACUGCAACAAUGGGUAUUCUUACUUCUGUUCUUGUCGGCCGUUAUCAACAAGUGUAUGCUCAAACAAUAUUUAUUGAUGAAGAAACACUUGACUUCUAUAAAUAUUUUAAUUCAGAAGAUGAACGUAUAAAUUCAAUACAUUUGAAACGUUCGUCUAAUUAUCAUGAAAUUUCGAAUAUUGAAAAUUCUAACGAACAAGCAAUGGAGACUAUAAUCGAUCAAACAAAUACAACAGAAGUUCCUCAAAUACUCAACUCACAAUCAAUAAAAAUGAAUACAAUGAAAUCAAUUAGUAAUCAAACGUAUUUCAUUCUUGGUUAUGUUAAAAACCGAAAACAAAGCAUAUCCCAAGCGUUAUUAGAAAAAAUUAAUGCUAUAAUUGAAAAAAACCGAAGAUUUGGAAUUACUUUAUCAUUAAAUAUUAUUUCUGGUGAAAUGAAUUCGGAAUUUUCGGCAAUGGAUGUUAAAUUUCAACUCGGAUCACCAUCAUCUGACGAAGAAUCUUCUGCUGAGGAUAAUGAUAAUGAUUAUGAUAUUGACGAUGAUAAUGAUGCUUUAAGAGAGCUUACAAAAGGUAGUAGAAGUAAAGAAACAGUACUGCAUACAUUUGCACGGCGAGUAUCACAAAUUUAUGAUUAA